UCUGUUUUAUACAUUGUUGUUUGUUGUUUGUGCACUUAUACAGUAUACGUCAUUAUAAUGAUAUUCAAUACUGAUGUGACUGCAAAGAUUCAUGUUUACAUUCAGUGCUACAUAAAUUCAUUGUGACUUGACGUAAGACAGUAGAUCCCCACCAACUUUCUCACUACAUUCAUUGCUCUCAAUCAGGAUGUAUAACCAGCUUGCACAUUCCUGAACAUAAUUUACUGUGCAGUACAUGCAACUGUUUAUGAAACUUACACAAGAGUUAAUCUACUGUAUCAGAACUUCAUGUAAAUAGUUCCUGCCUAUGUGCUGGAAAGAGCCUACAUCACACCUUCUUUGAAGGCAUUACGACUAAAGAAAGGUGUCGAAUUACAAGUAUUUUUGCAAAUGAGUGUAUUCAGCAUUCGAAACUUCACCACCCAAACAUAGUGCAGUGCCUUGGUGUCUACACUCCCCAAAAUUCCGAUUUGCCAAUGCUUGUAAUGGAAUAUAUGCCCCUUACUCUCACCCACUGCUUGGAAAAGUACGCCCACAUACCGUCUUCGAUUAAGUAUCGCAUACUAUUGGGAGUUUCAUCUGGCUUGUACUUCCUUCACGAUCAAGACCCACCAAUUGUGCACCGAGAUUUGACAUCCAACAACGUUUUGCUCUCAGAGUCUUUGCAAGCAAAGAUUGCAGAUUUUGGUGUGUCUCGAAUAAUUUCUGCUGAUAAACGAAUGUCUAGUCUUACUACAGCCCCCGGUGCCACUGUUUACAUGCCUCCCGAAGCGUUAAUCGCUAACCCAAAGUAUGACAAGCAGCUGGACAUUUUCUCACUCGGUGUGCUGAUUGUUCACGUUGGAGUUCAAGCCCUGCCAGCCCCUAACAUUGCACCUACAAAGGUUGAUGAGAAGGAUCGGAAUAAAGUGGUUGGAGUGUCUGAAGUAGAGCGACGAGCAACAUUUUUAGAUAAGAUGAAGAGUGAAAUUGUUCUUUGUUCAUUAGCCCGGAGUUGCCUUAGCAAUGAUCCUCGACAGCGCCCUUCAAUCUUCCACAUCAUUUCUCAACUUGAAAUUCUAUUGUCUGCAAAUGCAAGUGAGUUCCCUUUUUCCAAUACGCUCGAAGCUGCUCAGCUAUUGGAACAGAGUCUAAUAUCAGAAGAUACGCUGAAAACACAGGCGCAGUACCUCCACUCUCAGUUGACCGCUGUACUAGAAGAUGUACAAGGCGUAGACAGCGUUUCCAUAUCAAGCAUUUCCAGCCAAAUCAAAUUUCUCACGAAAGUAGCUAGUGAAAUGGCAUGUAGCAAUGCUUCUGUUGUAAAUGGCAGUCGAUUUGUUUUUAACUACAAGCACCCAUCAGCUGAAAAGUGCUUAGUUCAAAUGUCAAAAAUUCAGAAUUCUGCAGAAUUGGCUUUAGUUUUGCAGCCUCCAGUGAAUAUGAGGUUCUCAGGAACGUACGUGAGAACUAUCGCAUCAAAUUUGGUAAAAGCUUGGGGCGUGGCAGUUAGUGAGACGGGUAAUUUGUUUGUUGUUGAUAACAAUGGUUGGGACAGUGUACGCUCCUAUGAUUCAAGUGGUGUGUAUUCUGUUCUUGUUCACUCUGCUGGGAGGUUAGAGUUUAAUCCACCGGAAUUAAAGUGCUGGCAUCCUACUACAGUUGCACUCAUGAGUAAUGACAUCUUGAUUGUUGCAGACAGUGGAAAUAAGCGCCUUAUUAAGCUGUGUCUGCCCCGACAUCCUUCUGGUGAAGUCACCGUUAUAGCAAAGUCAAAGAAAGGUCUGUUUGAAAUAUCAGAGUUUUCCUAUUUGUCUGUCAGUGCCCCGAUGCAAGACAGCCCUGUGGGUAUUGCCAUCUCAAAACUAGGUUCGGUAUUUGUCUGCGAUCGAGCAAAUCAUCGAUUGCUAGUCCUAAGCAGUGACCUUGUUCUAUUGCGUAUGUUUGGUUCCAAAGGUACAGGUCCUGAACAGUUUAUCCAUCCAUGGGAUGUUGCUUUUGAUAGCCGCUCCAACCUCUAUAUUUCUGAUUGCAGUAACAGUUGUAUCAAAGUUUUCACAUAUAAUUUGAAACCACUCCGUACGAUCGGUAGCGCUGGUAGUGCUCUUGAUAAUCUUCGAGGACCAACUGGAAUUUGUAUUGAUUCUGAAGAUUUUUUGUAUGUAGCCGACAAAGAUCAUCGUAGAGUUUAUGUUUUUGAUACUGCCGGUAAUUUCAAGAUGUAUUUCUCGGGAUCUCCAAACGGACUGUUUACAAAACCCCUUGGAGUAGCUGUUGAUCAUGAAGGCUUUGUCUAUGUGAGCGAUGGAGAGGGAGGACGAGUGGAGGUGUUUACUUAACUGAACUAUAAUUAUAUCAAGCCUGACUUGCAUGUGCAUGUGCUGUGUUUUAUACUGAACACCUGUAUAUAUAAUUAUAUAUAAUUAUAUUAUGAUAUAA
Halichondria panicea is the source of this 2418-nucleotide messenger RNA. RefSeq lists its product as uncharacterized. Gene Ontology annotation, molecular function: ubiquitin protein ligase activity; protein binding; protein serine/threonine kinase activity. Lineage: Eukaryota; Metazoa; Porifera; Demospongiae; Suberitida; Halichondriidae. The record is from RefSeq and is a predicted model, not a curated record. Gene Ontology annotation, biological process: proteasome-mediated ubiquitin-dependent protein catabolic process; protein polyubiquitination; protein phosphorylation. The coding region runs from base 477 to 2318 and encodes 613 amino acids. The transcript has 2 exons.